AGUUUGGUGUCAACGAAUACAGUGAAUUCAGUGCAAACGCAGUGUGCUAAGGCAGGAGUUUAUUGGCGAUAAAAUAUCACCGGACGAAAAUAAUAGCACAUAUUUAUAUUUGCAUAAAAUCAAAAUGUUUCAACUCUUACCGUUGAUUGCGCUACUGAUCUCACUGCAAACAGUCUGCGCUAUACCACUCCGCGACUACAAUCAUGACAACGACCAAACGCCCACAAUGCACACAUAUCAGGUAUCAUCCGAAAGUGUAGAUCCUGUGACCGAUUUUCCACAUUCCGCCGACGAGCCGAUACUACACGAAUUGGACGAGGCAUUGACUAAAUUGCCUAACGUUUACAUGCAGGCUCUGUUCUCAGGUACACACACAUCCGAGUUAGAGGUGGAGUUGGACGCUUUGGAGAUGCGACUUUUCGAUCUUCUGGACUCGCUCUACAAGGAGAACCGUAUGGCGGAAUAUAUGAAAUAUGAAGCUGAGGUUACACACAAAAUGAUCGUUUAUAACUUGUUGAAAAAGCUCUUUGGCUAUGCGAAGGAAGAAUAAUAGGACUAGAGUAUGGGGAAGAAACGGACAAAGCCAUAGAAGUCGCAAGUGUAAAGAUCACCAGAGCAAAAUUUGCUUUUGAUUAUUUUGCAAUGAUACAUUUGCUCUGUUUCGUGCAAGAAUUCGAGUGAUUUGGCUUCAUGGCCUGGGUGUGCGUACUAAAGGAAAUAAUCGUUGCCUAGCAUCAGUUGGCAGUGAAUUAGUACGAGCACUUUGGGCAUACAAAGCGGACAUUUUUUAGGUGUUUAAAUUUAAAGUGUCAUAGUAGACAUUUUGUCCACAGUAGACAAAUUUCGUGUAUAAGUUGGCUUAUAUGAAUUUUGCUUUCGCUAAGGUAACCCGUUUGAGUAGAGAUUUAUGUAGCGGACCAAAUUUGAACUGCUUUUCUGACUUAAUCAAAUGGGCGUGGAUUUAAUGUAGUUAUUUACAAAAUUAUAUUAAGUGUUAGGAUAAUAUAGCUGCAUUUGUGAAAACGUACAUUUAACUUUUAAACGCUAAUAAAAGUUUUUUAGUGUUAGU
Messenger RNA from Anastrepha obliqua, 1069 nucleotides. RefSeq lists its product as uncharacterized. The record is from RefSeq and is a predicted model, not a curated record. Bases 125 to 550 code for a protein of 141 amino acids. The transcript is spliced from 2 exons. NCBI's taxonomy places the organism in Eukaryota, Metazoa, Arthropoda, Insecta, Diptera, Tephritidae.